AUGGUUCUUGCAGCCUUCAUUCUGGUCGCCGCUGCCGGCGCGCAGCUUGCGAGUGCCCACUUCGGCAUCGAGUACCCGACGUGGCGUGCCAACACUCUCUCCUCUAGCACAAACUAUUCGCAAUGGACGCAGCCCUGCGCCGGCGCCCCUGUCCUUCCAGACGCCAACCGAACCGACUGGCCAUUGAAGGGCGGCAGUCUGAAGCUCGACCUGCACCACGCGUGGACAUACAUCUUUGUCAACCUGGGGCUCGGCGUGAAUGUGACCAACUUCAACUACACGCUCUCGGACCCCUUCUGGAACUCGACAGGAAACGGUACCCUCUGCGUGAAGAGCUUACCGCUGCCCACAAAUCUGCCCGCGACCGACGGCACCAAGGCGACUAUCCAGGUCGUGACGCUGGGCGAGAGUGGCAACGCCUUGUACAAUUGUGCCGACGUCACUCUGCGGGCCAACGCGACGGCGCUCAGCGACAGCGAGUGCGUGACGGACCCCGGCGUUUCCUAUGUCCCAGUGCAGCAAGCAUCGACAGCAAAGAGCGCCGGCACGAUGGCCAGCGUCGACAUAGUUUCGCUGUCGGCCGUCGCCGGCUUGGCGCUAGUGUUUGUGUUUGGAAUGAGCCUCUAG
Lasiosphaeria miniovina is the source of this 627-nucleotide messenger RNA. RefSeq lists its product as uncharacterized. The transcript has 3 exons. The record is from RefSeq and is a predicted model, not a curated record. The coding region runs from base 1 to 627 and encodes 208 amino acids. Lineage: Eukaryota; Fungi; Ascomycota; Sordariomycetes; Sordariales; Lasiosphaeriaceae.